AUUCUUCUCGACGGAGUUCUUUGCUCACUCAUCAACUCGCGUCCCGGUGGAAACGAGAAUAAAUUAAACGCGAGAUUCGUUUCUUCUUUCUUCAACGCUGGCAAUUUAAGAUCCAUCCUCCGCGAAAGAGGCUUUAAGCUUCUCAGGAGGUCAUCGAUCUCCAUAAUCGCUGAAACAGCUCGGUAUAAUUCACGGUCAGUGAUUUCGUGGAAGAUAAAUCGUUAUAGCUCGAUAGCCAUAAACAUCCAUGGCGUUGGCUUGAUCGUUAACCGCGUGAACGUCACCGCGGACGAUCAUUCAUUCACCGUGGCACAUUCAGGGCUUUCCCCCUCCCUCCCUUCGGAGGUCUCGCCGAUGAUCUUCGUGCCGAAUCAGCUGGUCGGCGCGCCACCCGGCACCAAUGUCACCAUCGACUGCCACACGGAGGCCUAUCCACGAGCGAUGAGCUACUGGUUCCUCGGCGACGAGAUGAUACUUUCCAACGAGAAGUACACGACCAACAUCAUGGAGAACAGUUACAGAGCGUACAUGAGACUGACGAUCAGAAAUCUGCAGGACGGUGACUUCGGCAACUAUCGUUGCAUCAGCAAGAACUCGUUGGGCGAGACGGAGGGCUCGAUCAGGUUGUACGCAAUUCCGAAGCCAUCCGCGGCACCGAAGGCCACGGAGAUCAAGAGCAGCGCCAACAAAGAAGGUGAGAGCCUCGUUGAAUAUAUUGCACUUUCGAGCCCCGAGAUCGAUCUGUCACGUAGGUCCUCUCCGACGCUUCCCUCUUCAUCGAACUCAUUACGUCCGCGUUUUAUUUUCCAAUCUGUUGUCGCCGAAUGUUGCUCUCGUCGCGCUUCCACGUGCGCCCACGAACCACGGCCUGAGGAACUGUAACUGUAACUGUUCGUUUAAACACCGUUGGAAACGAAACGAAGCGAAUUACAAAAUAUUUAAAUUCCUCAACGACACGGCCGAUCAUUAAAUUUCACGAGAGAUCAAGAAUGGGGGGAGGGAGGUUUGCUUUGGUAAUCCAAACAAUUUAGUCGAGAGUCCCGCGUCCGUAUCGAUUGCUUUACGCUCGAUAGGAACAUAGUGGAAACGUUAUCCCCCUUCCUCCUCACCCCCUGCUCCUCGUCACUCCUUCGAAGAGAGAUACGUUUUCCUCCGCAAUCGGCUACGAACAUCAUCGAUACCGCUAACGAUAUCCGUUCCACCUGCCGGUUUGAAUCUCUUCUCUUCGUCAGUUAGAUCUUAUCCUCGUGUAAUUAGCAACUUUCAAGAAUUCGAUCUCUCGUCGUUCGACAUCGCGCUCUAACAGGUAUUCGGUAGCAAAGGAAUUUUAUAAUUAACAUGCAAAUAUGAUUAUAGGAUUAUAUAUGCGUUUCUCGAGUCGAAAAUUGUCUCGUUGCCUCGAUCCUUUGACGACAAUUGUCUUCGCGUCGCAACAGAUAUUUGGGAAACGGUCACACAGUAUUUCAGUUGAAGAUUUGAAACUUUACACGAGUAUAGUUUUUUUUUUUUUUUUUUAUAAUCCUCAAGUGGAAUACACAGUUGAAGUUAAUAUUUAA
Messenger RNA from Heterotrigona itama, 1556 nucleotides. Lineage: Eukaryota; Metazoa; Arthropoda; Insecta; Hymenoptera; Apidae. The record is from the annotation of a GenBank genome assembly.